CCCUUCGUCCCCGCAGAACAGAUUGAAGCGGCGCAACCUCGUCGCCGUCCUCGCCUAAAACCUUCCGCCUCCCCGCCUCUCGUCCACGCGCGACAACGCGUCAGCAAGCAAUCAGUUCAUCCCAAGGUGCUAACCCCAAUUACCCACCUGUUGCUUCCCGUUUUCGCCUCACAGUUCCCCUCUGUGGCUCCUGUGAGUCGACCAAAUGUUAGCACACGCAAGGAUGCCAAGACAAGUGAACCUGCGCCAGAGACCGGAAGCGAAGAAGAGGGUGUGCUGCUACAGCCAAGAUUAAAAAGGAAGCUUAAGCCCAAUAGCAAGGUGUCCGGUCCAGAGUGGGUUCGUUGACUGUAAUAGUGUGGCCCAGUCGUGGUGCCAUAUGUAUGACUUCAGUCUGUAAACCGGGACAUGGAAAAAGAACAGAAAACACUACUACCUAUCUUCUUCCCCUCUUCCAAGUCUUCUCCUUCCCUGCCGCCGUCUUGCUUUCCCCUUUCCUCUAGGAAGCUAACAGUGGUAUCAAAGACCAUCGUUCCUCGGAUCUGGAUUCUAUCCACUACACCCGCCGCGCCAAAACCCUAGGCGCUAUGGAUCCCCAACUCAAACUCGCCUUGGAAGCACAGACUCGCUCCUUCAUCUCCGAACUCGACAAAAAAUUCGCCGACCACGACGCCAAAUGGGAGUCUCGCGUUGGUGAACUGGAGAAGGCGGCGGUGUCUGCUGCCGACCAGUUCUACGACCUCAAGGCGGACAUCCAUACCGAUGUCACGGCGCAGUUGGAGUUCUUCGUCUCUUCUGCGACCGAACAAGCAAAUCGGGUCGCCGCGGCCACGACGUCGCGCGUCUCAGCGCUGGAAUCCGCCACAGCGGCCUUCGAGGCGUGGCGCCCCGCCAUGGAAUCGUCGGUCGCCGAGGUCAAACGCGGCGUCGCCGCUGUCCAAGCCGCCGUCGCCAACAUACCUCAACCAGGGGAACGUCGUCCGUUGGAGCCGCCGCACCUACAACCCGGCAUCCUCGGCGAAUUCGGAUCGGGCCCUGCGCGUCCAUCUACCGGUCUGCGGAUCGACGGCCCCGACGGGCAUUGCUCCGACCAUCAUCGUCGGGAGGCUGGUUUUGGACGCGUGUACGCGUCCACCCACCUCCCGCCCAAUGGUAUGCCCCCGUUCAAUUCGCCCACAUUUUCCCAUCUUCUAGGGUCACCACACAGUCACAGCGGAGAGCCCGCAGCGGGGUUCACGCAGUCCUCACAGUUUGGUCCCUUACCGAAGGUUCCGUUUCCUCCAUUUGACGGUGAAAACCCACGUCUUUGGAUCACUCGUAGCGAGGACUAUUUUGACUUAUACAAUGUUGAUCCCUCCGCCUGGAUCCGUGUGUCUACAAUGCACUACACAGGACCAGCCUCUCGCUGGUUGCAAUCAUUAGGCCCGCGGUUUAGGUUUUUCCCUUGGGCAGAAUUCACCAAACUACUCCUUGAACGCUUUGGUCGGGAUCAACAUGACGCCCUCAUUAGACAACUUUUCCACAUCAAACAAUCCACCACCAUAGCAGCUUAUAUUGAACAAUUCUCAGGAAUAGUAGAUCAGCUAUUGGCUUAUGAGUCUCACACAGACCCUCGCUUCUACACUAUGUGAUUUAUUGAUGGCUUAAAAGAUCAUAUCAAGUCUGUUGUAUUGUUACAGCGACCUUCGACUCUCGAUACUGCUUGUGCUCUUGCCCAAUUGCAGGAGGAAGUCUCGGAGCCGGGGCGAGCAGAUCAUCGCAAGUUUAUAUCCACUUCUUCCACAAGACCAGCUUAUUCUCCGCUGCCCCUGCCCCGACCCCCACAACCUGAAGCGUUGGUGGCUGAUUCUGGCAAGCUGAAUUCCCUGCCUCGCUCUCGUCAGAUGGAUGAUAAACUUGCAUCAUUGAAGGCUUAUCGCAGAGCUCGUGGGUUAUGCGACCGGUGUGCUGAAAAAUGGGUGCCGGGACAUCGUUGUGCACCAACAGUCCAACUUCAUGCCCUGGAAGAAUUGUGGGAAUUAAUUGAAGACAAGUCAAGCACUAACGAAGUGGAUACUGGGCUCUCACCACCAGGCGAGCUACUGUCUCUCUCACUGUCAGCAGUUUCAGGGAUUCCUUCGCGCCGGACUAUACAAUUCUCGGGCGAAUGCCAAGGGCAUCCUAUUGUUCUGUUAGUAGAUUCAGGCAGCUCACAUUCAUUUGUUA
This is a messenger RNA of Zea mays, 2205 nucleotides long. RefSeq lists its product as uncharacterized. The record is from RefSeq and is a predicted model, not a curated record. The transcript has a single exon. The coding region runs from base 588 to 1631 and encodes 347 amino acids. NCBI's taxonomy places the organism in Eukaryota, Viridiplantae, Streptophyta, Magnoliopsida, Poales, Poaceae.